AUGGCUUUGCCACGAGCAUUGCUGCAGUAUAUCUGUGGCCUCGUGCUAUUAAUAGCUUCUGUCAACGCUUUGAAAUUCGACCUUACAGCUCGUGGACCAAACGACAAGAAGACGGAACGAUGUAUACGAAAUUUCGUCGCGAAGGACACAUUAGUUGUUGUUACCGCUACGGUCGGAGGAAGUAAGGGGGAUGGAAUGAUCGUCAACAUGCACAUUCUAGAUAACGUCGGCAACGAGUACGGCAAGCCUAAAGAUGUAGUCGGCGAACAACGAACUGUCUUCACCUCCCAUGCAGACGCUGCGUUCGACGUGUGCUUCGAAAACAUCAUGACGCAUGAGGAACAGGCUAAACCAAGCUCCCAAUUCAAAGCUCUUAACCAAUUCAAACCAGCGCGCAUGAACAACCCAAGCCGACACGUGGAGCUGGAUAUCGAUAUCGGCGCCGACGCCAAGGACUGGUCCGCCAUCCAGGCCACCGAGAAGCUAAAGCCCGUCGAGACCGAAUUACGUCGUAUCGAAGAGUCGAUCGCUGAUAUUGUGAGGGAGAUGGACUACUUAAGAGCGCGAGAGCAGAAGUUACGUGAUACCAACGAGAGCACCAACACCCGUGUUAAGUGGUUUGGUAUUGGCACCACUCUUCUACUUGUCGCACUAUGGGGCUGGCAAAUAAUGUACCUACGUGCCUACUUCCGAUCGAAGCACUUGAUUUAAGGAAGCGAACCCGAAUACAUAUCCCACGAGUUCGAGGAUUUGUCAGGCUUUACCAGACAACUAGACUUAGACUGUCUAUUUCUAGCAACGCUUAAGCGACUCUGCCGUGAUUAAGGAGUCCCGGAUUUACAGAGGAAUCAGGAGGGAGAAGGGAGGCUACAAAGGCGUGAUACGAGUAUUCCGGAGGGCAAAAUGGAUAAGGGUGGCAUGGAACACGAUAUCUUCAUGUCUUGUACGCAUAAUCUGUAUAGGUGUCUUCUGGCAUCGAGGAGUCGGGAGACGAAUACAAAAAUGAAUGAAUUGGCUCGAAUCUAAUGGCUGUAUCCUUCGACUGAGCAUACCAUGAAAAUACCAGAUGUGCUGAAGAUCAAUUCCCAAAUAAACGUUGGAAGGUAUAAUUAUCAGUUGUUUCUCUUUGCGUGCUAUGAAUUAUUAUAAGCCAUAUACCCUUACCUGUGUGUAAUGUGACAUCUAAUCAACGCCGAUCUGAUCGGGGAUGAUCGGAAUAUUAUUUGCAUAAUUUCUUCAUAUAAA
Messenger RNA from Hypoxylon trugodes, 1245 nucleotides. RefSeq names its product emp24/gp25L/p24 family/GOLD-domain-containing protein. The record is from RefSeq and is a predicted model, not a curated record. Gene Ontology annotation, biological process: endoplasmic reticulum to Golgi vesicle-mediated transport; intracellular protein transport; Golgi organization. The coding region runs from base 1 to 711 and encodes 236 amino acids. NCBI's taxonomy places the organism in Eukaryota, Fungi, Ascomycota, Sordariomycetes, Xylariales, Hypoxylaceae. Gene Ontology annotation, cellular component: endoplasmic reticulum-Golgi intermediate compartment; Golgi apparatus; COPII-coated ER to Golgi transport vesicle. The transcript has 3 exons.